AGCAAUUUAUGAUAUAUAAUUAUAUUCACACGAUGAAGCUUUACUCGCUCUUUGGUCUUUCCUUUGCCAGACUCUUUUCAGGGGCUCAAAUGGUAACCAUAACCGUCAAAAACAACUGCGCAUUCACUAUCUGGCCGGCAACCCUUACCGGCGGCGGUGGAGCUCAGUUGCCAAACACUGGAUUCGAGUUACCAUCCCAAGAAAAAGAGCCCAUUGAAGUUCCAGCAACAUGGACAGCUGGCGUCAUCUGGGCUCGAACCCAAUGCUCUGGAAGUUUCACUUGCGCCACUGGAGACUGUGGGUCGGGCGAGGUCGCUUGCAAUGGUGCCGGUCCAAAGCCACCUGCAACCCUGGCAGAGUUCACUUUAGGCGCAAACGAUGGACAAGAUACCUUUGAUGUCAGCCUCGUAAAUGGCUUUAACUUGCCGGUUUCAAUAGCCCCACAAGGCGGCUCCGGUCCGAUUUGCACCACAACGAGCUGUGCGGCAGACGUGAACGCAGUUUGCCCGCCGGAUCUGGUUGUUCCAGGAUCUGAUGGGAAUACCAUCGCUUGCAACAGCACUUGCGACGUUUUCGGUAAUCCUGAGUUCUGUUGCACUGGAGAUUUUGACUCAGCCGAGACAUGUGAGCCGUCGGAGUUCUCGAUGGUCUUCAAAGAACAGUGCCCUCAGGCUUAUAGUUAUGCUUUUGAUGAUGAAACUAGCACUUUCGUCUGCAGUGGCGGACCUGAUUAUCUUGUCACCUUUUGUCCAUGAUUAUCGCCUGCAAUACGGCAGGUUUUAC
Messenger RNA from Hibiscus syriacus, 783 nucleotides. Its product is annotated as thaumatin-like protein 1b. Gene Ontology annotation, biological process: defense response. Bases 9 to 755 code for a protein of 248 amino acids. The record is from RefSeq and is a predicted model, not a curated record. The transcript is spliced from 2 exons. Gene Ontology annotation, cellular component: extracellular region. Lineage: Eukaryota; Viridiplantae; Streptophyta; Magnoliopsida; Malvales; Malvaceae.